CGAAUUUGGACGCGACGAAACCGAAAACUCCACCACAAAACCCAUAUCACCACACAUACUCCACCAUGUCUAGAGAGAAGCGACCCGCCAAUGAAGCUUUUGGCACAAGCCAGUUGGUCAAGCGCACCAAGUCGGAUGCCAACCUUGGAGGAAGCUCUGCAAUAGCUGUAGUCAACGGCUCGGGCGCAAAUGGCGCCCUCAUACAAGCGGGGUCGCGCGCCAGCGCACUGCAGUCGCCAGUCAUGGAAUUAACAGGCCACUCAGGCGAAGUCUUUGCAGCACGAUUCGAUCCGACUGGACAGUGCAUCGCUUCUGGCUCUAUGGAUCGUUCUAUAUUGCUUUGGCGCAGCUCCGACACUUGCGAAAACUAUGGCAUCCUCACUGGUCACAAGCAGGCAGUACUCGACUUGCACUGGUCACGCGAUUCCAAAGUCCUCUUCUCAGCAUCAGCAGACAUGCACCUAGCAAGUUGGGACGUCGAAACUGGAGAGAGAAUACGAAGACAUCCAGGUCAUGAGGAGGUUAUUAAUUGUAUGGACGUGAGCAAGCGCGGUGAAGAGGUGCUCGUUAGCGGUUCCGAUGACGGCUAUAUUGGAAUUUGGGACACUAGAACAAAAGAUGCCGUAACCUUUAUCCAGACCGACUUUCCUAUAACAGCAAUAUGCCUAGCAGAAGCUGGAAACGAGCUAUUCACAGGCGGCAUUGACAACGACAUUAAAGUCUGGGAUCUGCGGAAACAGGCAGUGACGUACACACUGAUUGGACACACCGAUACAGUCACUUCGCUCCAAAUGUCUCCAGAUAACCAAACACUAUUAUCCAACGCACACGAUUCGACUGUUAGGACGUGGGAUGUAAGGCCCUUUGCUCCCGCUGACCGACGCAUACAAACGUACGAUGGAGCCCCUACCGGCCAAGAGCGCAACCUCUUGAAGGCUAGCUGGGACUUCAAGGGCGAAAAGAUUGCAGCUGGUAGCGGGGAUCAGAGCGUGGCCGUUUGGGAGACGCGAACAGGGAAACUCUUGCACAAACUGCCAGGCCACCGAGGCGCUGUCAAUGACGUGCGUUUCCACCCUCUUGGCGAACCCAUUUUGGUCUCCGCCUCGUCAGACCGCAAAGUCAUGGUAGGCGAGCUCGGCAAGUGAAAGGGUGAAGCUUCGGUAUCUUGGCUACGUACACAGUUCUGACUCGAAGAGAUGGGCACGAGAAGCGUGGAGAAAGGCCCCAGUAGCUUCCGGCCCAGGUAGACGUCACGGGGACGUUUGUGGAUAGGCUGGAUACGCCGGUGCGACAGUUGCCAGGGUUUGAGAGUCGCAUGUACGCACACUGGUCGACGAUGCAGCGAAACCGGCGAGUAUGGUCAUUGAGAGGAUGCGUCGAAGAGAGAGAGAGAGAGAGCUGGCGUAGCAGCGCAACCAGCCGUCGACAGCAGUCUAGCCAACAAUCAACCCGACGAAAUUUG
Bipolaris maydis ATCC 48331 is the source of this 1462-nucleotide messenger RNA. Its product is annotated as WD40-repeat-containing domain protein. Gene Ontology annotation, molecular function: RNA binding; protein binding. Lineage: Eukaryota; Fungi; Ascomycota; Dothideomycetes; Pleosporales; Pleosporaceae. Gene Ontology annotation, cellular component: catalytic step 2 spliceosome. The record is from RefSeq and is a predicted model, not a curated record.